AUGACUUUCGGUACUGGCUUCCCACAUUCGGGAGCGCCCAUCUGGAGAAAGCAUAUUCAAGGAGCUCAAAGUAUGGAGCACUUAGGAUCCAUAAUAAGCAUAUUACCCAAGAACUUCCAAAUGACGGAAAGAGAGCAAGCUUUUCUACCAGAUAGAACAAUCAGAGCCUGCAAUCGUGGCCGAUGUACAUAUGUAUAG
Sclerotinia sclerotiorum 1980 UF-70 is the source of this 198-nucleotide messenger RNA. RefSeq lists its product as hypothetical. The coding region runs from base 1 to 198 and encodes 65 amino acids. NCBI's taxonomy places the organism in Eukaryota, Fungi, Ascomycota, Leotiomycetes, Helotiales, Sclerotiniaceae. The record is from RefSeq and is a predicted model, not a curated record. The transcript is spliced from 2 exons.